AUGCAACCAUGCGACAACUUUUUUUGCUGUCUGUCAAAUUUACCUGGUCAGGUCGGUUCCAGUGGCAUGUUCAUUUGAUUAUACGAGAAUGGCUAGGACCUUAUCAGUAGAUUCGCAGAAUAAAAAAACAACAAAACAAGAUUUCUGAUGCGAAGGAGGACUGCUUGCAAAAAAUAGUGUAAAACGAGCCGCAUAAACAGUACACGAUAUAAAAGGGACAUUGGAGAGAUGGAUUGGGCAAGUGUAAUCUUGAACUGACCAUGAACAUUCUGGCAUAAACCUUAUUAGGACCGAUCUAAUAUCUAUUUCUCACAUCUCUCAUUUGUUUUUUGUACCUGAAGCUCAUUAUACGCUUGUUCAUUGUGUCCGCUUUCCUGUGGUAUUCAGACGUUUUAGCCAGUCUUCCUGAAGAUUCGCACUCUAGAUUAGGAUCCUUACCGCCCAUUCAGCCUUAGUUAAAAGUUGCCGGGAUACCUGCAAAUCCACAUUUUCUGUUUUGCAGCAUGCGGGUAUUCGUCCUGCUCAUCUUUUCUCUGGUUUCUUCGGUAUUUGGAUUCAAAACCAACCGAGUAAGUUUUCAUUAAUUUCAUGUGAAUUUUUGUGGGUGGUCGGCACUUCGCAGCACAAUUUAAGAAACUUCUAAUUAAAAGAUACCGGAAAGUUUGUGUUAACUAUACUUAAGAUUUGAUUAAACUUGAUUUAAGAUGUGUUUAAAAGUUGUUUUGCCGAGAAAUUAACUUAAAAGUUGCCUAAUGUGUGUUCAAAGUUGGGCACACUUUAAGCAACGUUAAAGCAGACUCUAAGCAACAUUUAAGAGCAAAAGCUUAAGAUGUGCUUAAACGUUGCUAUUAUAAGGGCACCGCACAGAAAUGGCGCUCUGUUGAGAAACUCUUUUUGCAGUGCAAAUUCAGCGACCUCGGGGCCGAGUUUGAAAAGUUAGGCCACGUUUUCAGUGGAAAAUUACUUCGUGGCCUAGAAAUUCUGCUAGAUUGCGAACCGCGCGCCCUUUCUAUCCGGUGCCCCUAUAAUAGAAAAUGCCGAGUGUACAGUUGUGUUUCAAGUUCUACCUGUGAAGGAAAAAUUACGUUAACAAUAAAAUCACAUUGUGAAAUUACACCUUCUUAGACUUCCUGCUUCCACUACAUCUCUUGUCUCGAGGCGAUCCAAUCAAACUUGAAACAAUGUGCAGGAGGUGCAGCCAUUUCACUUACAUUGGAAGCUAAGGAUGUAAACAUUCGAGAUCUGGUUAAAUAUCGGGCUCUUGAGUUCGUAGGGUGCCAAGGUAUUCUAAUAGUUAAUAGUAAAGAGAGUAUCAUGAAUGCGAUUUCAGAUAGACUAUUGAAAGAAACUGUCGACUUCGAAGCUCUACAAAUGCUUGUGAACGAAGAUGCGAGAGAAUGCUUUGAGAAACUUCCAGAGAGCUCAAAAAGAGUUGAGCCAUUCACCGAUUCUUGUGACUACGUGCAACCAGUCAGCCGCAACUCGUCUAAAGGAGAUGCGCUUCAGUGUCUGAUCGAGUUCAAACAGGAUCGAGAAUACUGUGAGAGUCUUCUGGAGUGCUGCCCAGAUCAUACAAGAUGCGGAGAACGUAUGAAUGCAGUCUCGUUAUCAUAUCAGAAUGCACGGGUCAAGGCUGAGCAGAUCGUCUACAGUAUGAUCUCGUGCGUCGUCGUCAACGAUCCACGUUUCUUGCGAGAAGGAGCUCGUCUCCAGUCGUUGAGGGACCCAUACCGUAAUUCCGGUGUUCCAUUCCUUCGUCCAGAUGCCUACACGGAGGCAAGAAUCACUCGCAGAUUGGCGUUGACAUCAACAUCGACACUUUCACAGAGAAGGGAGAGAUUCUUGAAGAAGUACACUCAAAUCAGACAACUCGUCACUGAAAACUUGUUCGGUCAACAAGAGGCAAAGUCAAUCAUGCCUGUCGAGGAUGUGGUAACCGGAACAUCAUCGAAAAUGUUGGAGCCGGAGAAACAGACGGAGGACUCUAUUGUUGAAAAUCAGAAAAAUGACGAUGAGAAGACAAGUACUCAGAAACCUGAGAUUUCGGAGACAACCGCUGCUCCAGCUCAAAGUUUUGAGGAACCACAGCUAUCAGAGAAUAAAUCUUCCGAAAUGAACGUGAAAACGAUACGCAACUUAAUCAAGAACGCUUCGGAUCGUGAUCUCUCCAAAUACGUUACUCUGAUCUCUGAGGGAAAGUUCUCAGAUCUGUUUGAUCUUGCCAACACCAAAACCACUUCAGCCCCGAAAUUAGACAACAAACUUUCUGCGAAGAUGUUCAAGUUGAAGUGAGAAUGUUUUUUUAAUGUAGAAAACAAUGUUUUUUCAGGGAGCUGAUUACGGAGGCUCUGUCGGAGAAAAGUUCUGAGACUGAGAAGCCUUCGGAGAAUAUUGAUAAGAUUGAGAAACUGGCCGAGCUUGAAGAGAUGAAGAAAACUGAUGUCAUCAGAGAAUCGAACAAUCCAGCUGUGUUCACAAUUCUCGAGCAUGAUCAACAAAUAGGCGAUAAGAAUACCAAGUUUGUUGACAGAACGUCGAGAAAUGUGGCGGCUGCAGAGAACGAGGAAAUUAAAACCGAUGUCAAGAUUGCAUCGGAAACCAUCAGUAGCGAAAAAACUGUGAAUACAGAAAGCAUAGCUGAUCUGAAGGCUUUAUCCGAACCAAGAAAAGAAUCUCACUUGGAGAAGGUUGAACCACUGAGAACAGAUGCGACUCACCUACUCAAAGAGCAAGAAAGAGCUCUUCUUGUAGAAUCAGAAAUUAAGGAUUCGGCCGUCAAAUCCAAGAAUUUGGUCGAAGACUCCUUGAAAUCUGAGGAGACUACACUCGUCGCAGAUGAUCUGCCUGUUCUUGACAAAGAGGAAUCUGGUGAAAAAAAGGAAGUCGCAUCGGAGACUACGUUGGCCAUCUCGAGCACAACCACAUCGAAGCCAGAGCUUUUGAGCUCUUCUGAUGAUGUCCUGACUGUCACAGUGUCUGUAAACGAAGAUGUUGAAGGAAGUGGACAGGAAGCGGAGGCGGCUGCCACAACGGCUACUGCAGCGACUCUCGAACAUCGAAGCGAGCUCAUCGAGAAUGUGAAAAGAAUCCGCCCACGCACCGAGCAGACGCAUUGUCAGCAAUACGCAUCUUGCUGGCAAACUGUCAUUGACUACGAACAACAGUGUGACCAAAAGUAUUCGACGGACGUGCUGAGUCACGGAAUCGACGAUAGCGAGAUCCUCAACAUUCUGCACAAUAGCUCAAUUUCCCACCACGAGAUCGUGUUGAAGGCUUGCCUCCGUCCAUUAGAUCGGUCUGUUCAUUCUACCGUAAGUUAAAAUCAAUAAUAUCUAAUUAAUUAUAUGAAACUGUGAAAUUUCAGCUGAAGCAGUUGUUCGUGAUCCAACGUGGAGUCCGUAAGGCAUGUCUUGAACUCGGACGCAACAAAAUUGCAGUGACUGACGCCGAAGAAAAGCAGUGCAACACCGAAAUCCCGUCCACCGCUUUCGUGGACGAGUUCAUUUCUAGUGUCCAUGCCCGUUCCCAAGCUAAUCAUCUGACAUGCCGUGCGAAGCUUGAGCCGAUCAGAGAAGCCUGUCACAUUGUUCGGAACUGCUGCGCUUCCGUAGAAACUUGUGACAACUAUAUCAGCUCUUCUCCGGUCAAGAAGCUAGAGACAGAAGCCAUUCGUCGGUUGGUCAAACGGCAGAAUGAUUGUGAAACGAAAAUGCUCCAAACACUCAGCUACAUUCAUGAACAGCUGUCAAAUCCUUCUCGAAGACGGCGCUUUUACUAUCACUAA
Caenorhabditis sp. 36 PRJEB53466 is the source of this 3784-nucleotide messenger RNA. Lineage: Eukaryota; Metazoa; Nematoda; Chromadorea; Rhabditida; Rhabditidae. The record is from the annotation of a GenBank genome assembly.